GUUGAGUGUACAGGAUUCGAACACGCUGCUUUGGGACCCGGCACAGCCCUAGCGCCGUCGUGUGGAAAGACUGGCUGAGAGGACUACAUUUCCCAGAAGACACCGCGAGCCCGCGCAUGCCCAGAGUCGGGGAACCGCGGGAACUGCUCAGGGGACGGAACUAGACGAGCUACCGCUGCUUGACAGCGCCGUCCGGGAAAUGCCAGGGCUGGGCCAGGGACUCGGGGUCCUUGGGACCGCGCGGGGUGGAGGUGACCUCGGUUUAGAAAGGCUAGCGGACUUGGGGGAGCCACGGCUGGAGUGAACAAAGCCCACCUAGGGAGAAGAAUUGAGAGUGACAGCCCUGAGAUGACGGCCUGAGCUCGGGUUCCAGGCAUGGAGUUCCGCACAGCCCCCCAGCCCGCCUCAGGGCCUCCAGCCAUGGACUUGGAGGCUCUUGAGCCCCCUGAGGACGCCAGCCCUGACCCCCCGUGGGACCCACUCUCUGGAGGACCCGGCAGCCUGAGUGAGAUGGAACUUGAUGGAUCCAGCGUCCAGGACUUGGUGCAGCAGUUCGAGGCUCUGCCAGGGGACCUGGUGGGCCUGUCCCCAGACAGCACCCCCUGCCCACUGCAUAUCGCUACUGGCCGUGGCUUGGCGCCCCAGGAAGUGACCGCUGUCCCUGGGCUGCUGUCCUCGGAGGCUGGCGGGGAUGCCCUGCUGAGCCUGCUGCGGUGUGAGGAGUGCCCUGCUCCCGAGCCCUGCCCCCACCGGCCCCUGGAGCCCGCGCCCCGCCUGCUGCAGCCCCCUGAGGACCCUGAUGUGGAGGCUGCACCCCCCGACUGGGCGGAGCAGGGCUCUGCUGAGCAGGGCUACAGCAGGAGCUCAAGCAGCUCCCCUGAGCCGUGGCCAGAGAUGACACCUCUGGUGACACCCGAAAAGCCACCACCGGCUGGGGUCCAGAACCCCGAGACCUUGGCUUCGUGCCCUGCCCUGCAGGAAGUCGCUGGGCCGUGUGACCACGAGGACCUCCUGGACGGCGUCAUAUUUGGGGCCAAGUACUUGGGCUCCACGCAGCUGCUGUCCGAACGGAACCCGCCCCCCAGCACACGCAUGGCCCAGGCCCAAGAGGCGGUGGACCGAGUGAAGGCGCCCGACGGGGAGACGCAGCCCAUGACGGAAGUGGACCUCUUCGUGUCCACCAGGAGGAUCAAGGUGCUGAUGACCGACUCCCAGGAGGCCAUGAUGGACCACGCCCUGCAGACGAUCUCCUACAUUGCUGACAUCGGCCCCGUGCUGGUGCUCAUGGCCCGGCGUCGGCUGGCCCGGAAGCCUGGAGCUGGAGACCGUGAGCACUGCCUGUACAAGAUGUUGUGCCACGUCUUCCACUCAGAGGAUGCGCAGCUCAUCGCGCAGGCCAUUGGCCAGGCCUUCGCCGCGGCCUACAGCCAGUUCCUGCGGGACAGCGGCAUCGACCCGAGCCGGGUGGGCACGCGGCCCGGCCAGGGGGCAGCCGGCGCCGGCCACCUGCACAACGGCGACCUGGCGCACUUCUCCAACCGCGACAACUGCAGGGAGGUGCGCAUCGAGAAGCGGCGCGGCGAGGCCCUGGGCGUGGCGCUGGUGGAGUCCGGCUGGGGCUCGCUGCUGCCCACGGCCGUCAUCGCCAACCUGCUGCACGGAGGCCCGGCCGAGCGCUCGGGCGCGCUCAGCAUCGGCGACCGCAUCACGGCGGUGAACGGGGCGAGCCUGGUGGGGCUGCCGCUGGCCGCGUGCCAGGCCGCCGUGCGUGAGGUGAAGCCUCAGACGUCGGUGACGCUCAGCAUCGUGCACUGCCCGCCGGUCACCACGGCCAUCAUCCGCCGACUGCAUUCCCGAGAGCAGCUGGGAUUCUGCGUGGAAGAUGGCAUCAUCUGCAACCUUCUCCGGGGCGGCAUUGCUGAACGCGGCGGCGUCCGCGUGGGCCACCGCAUCAUAGAGAUCAACGGGCAGAGCGUGGUGGCCACGCCGCACCAGCGCAUUGUUGAGCUGCUCACCGAGGCCCACGAUGAGGUGCACAUCAAGACCAUGCCAGCCGCCACCUACCGCCUGCUCACGGGCCAGGAGCAGCCCGUGUACCUGUGAGCCCGCCGCCCCCACUACUGUGCCUUGGCCCUGCCGCUGCUGCUGAGCCGGCUGGGACUCGACCCCGCCUGCUCGCUCCUGGGAAAUAUUAAAGCUUAUUCAGCAA
Messenger RNA from Cavia porcellus (domestic guinea pig), 2209 nucleotides. RefSeq names its product amyloid beta precursor protein binding family A member 3 (gene Apba3). Gene Ontology annotation, cellular component: cytoplasm; dendritic spine; plasma membrane. Bases 376 to 2103 code for a protein of 575 amino acids. The record is from RefSeq and is a predicted model, not a curated record. Gene Ontology annotation, biological process: chemical synaptic transmission. Gene Ontology annotation, molecular function: amyloid-beta binding; protein binding. NCBI's taxonomy places the organism in Eukaryota, Metazoa, Chordata, Mammalia, Rodentia, Caviidae. The transcript is spliced from 11 exons.